Messenger RNA from Seriola dumerili (greater amberjack), 1985 nucleotides. It is a transcript of the gene asb14, whose product is annotated as ankyrin repeat and SOCS box containing 14. Gene Ontology annotation, biological process: intracellular signal transduction. NCBI's taxonomy places the organism in Eukaryota, Metazoa, Chordata, Actinopteri, Carangiformes, Carangidae. The record is from RefSeq and is a predicted model, not a curated record. Gene Ontology annotation, molecular function: protein binding. The coding region runs from base 77 to 1855 and encodes 592 amino acids. The transcript has 13 exons.
UUUUAAUCUUCAGAGACUUCACAACUGAGCAGAAGGACCCAAAACCACAAGGGCCUGGGUCCUCUCUGUGGACAACAUGGAGUUUCAGCGAUUGCGAUUGGAGGAGGAGGAUGACGAAGACGAUGCAGCCAUUCAGUACAUGAUUGAACAGAGUCUGCUGGAGAGCAACAAGCAGAAGGAAACUCACAGAGACGCCACAACACGAGGCGGCAGGAGCUCUGAGCUCGACUGCACAGACAGCAGCCUGAUCUUCACUGCUAUAAGACAAGGGAAUGAGAAGCUCUUGAAGGAUCUGUGUGUCAAACACAAAGAUAAGUUUCUGCAGACAGACAGCAGAGGUUGGAUUCCUCUCCAUGAAGCAGCAGCUCAGAGCAACCACGCCGUCCUGGAGCUCACAUUCACAGCUUCAGGCCCGGACUCUGUGGAGUGUCAGACCCUCCGUGGGCAGACUCCUCUCUUCCUGGCAGUAGAACACGGUCUGAUAGAAAACGCCUCCUUCCUCCUCAAACAUGGAUCCCAGCCGGACAGUCAGGACCACGACCAGGACUCACCACUGCUUGUAGCGAUCCGCUCAGACCGUGCUGACCUGGCGGAGCUGCUGCUCCUGCAGGGCUCCAGGGUGAACCAGGAGGUCUGCCACGGACGCUGUCCCCUGCACGAGGCCUCACGUCUGGGCAAAGCGUCACUGGUGAACCUGCUGCUGAAGGCCGGAGCCCGGACAGACCCGCGCAGCCACUACGGCCUCACGCCGCUGGCCCUGGCAGCUCAGAGUGGACACCUGGAGGUGGUGCAGACUCUGCUGGAGAGAGGUGCAGACGUCCUGUCCGAGGCGCAGGAUGAGGCGUCCAUCCUGUACGAGGCGUCUGCAUCCGGGGAUCCGGCUGUCAUCAGUCUGCUGCUGGAGUACGGCGCCGACGCCAACAUCGCCAAACGCUCAGGACACAUGCCGAUCCACCGCGUCGCACACAGAGGACACCUGCAAGCUUUAAACCUGCUGAUUCCAGUAACUUCAAUAAGAGAUGUAAACGACACUGGGAUGAGUCCUCUACACUCUGCUGCUGCAGGAGGACACACACACUGCAUCAAGGCCUUGCUGAAUGCUGGUUAUGACCCCAACUACAUGCUCCACCCCUGGGUUCGGCGUAGCUAUGACGACGAGAGGAAGUCGGCUCUCUUCUUUGCUGUCUCCAAUAACGAUGUGCCGUCAGCCACGCUGCUGCUGGAGGCUGGAGCCAUGGCCAACCAAGACCCAGUCAAAUGUCUGCAGGUUGCACUGCGUCUGGGCAACUAUGAGUUGAUCGACCUGCUGCUGAGGUUUGGAGCCAACGUCAACUAUUACUGCAGAGUGAACACAACACACUUCCCCUCAGCGCUGCAGUACGCUCUCAAAGACGAGCUGGUUCUAAGGAUGCUGUGUAACUAUGGUUACGACGUGGCGCGCUGCUUCGACUGUCCCUACGGCAACAACUCCCAUGUCCCUGGAGACUACGAGGGAUGGACGAACAGUGUCAUCAAAGACACUAUGUUCUGUGAGGUGAUCACCGUGUCCUGGCUGAAGCACCUCUCCGGUCACGUGGUUCGCAUCCUGCUGGACUACGCGGAUCAUGUGACCCUCUGCUCUAAGCUGAAGGCGGCUGUGAUGGAGCAGCGACAGUGGCCCGACAUCUGUAGGCUGCAAGAAAACACUCGCUGUCUGCAGCAUCUCUGCCGACUGAGGAUCCGUCGCUGUCUCGGUCGCCUUCGUCUCCGUUCGCCCACCUUCAUGAGCUUCCUGCCGUUGCCGGGGCGACUGAAGGACUACGUCCUGUACCGGGAGUACGACCUGUACGGGCGGCAGAGCAGCACGCCCGGCUGACGCAGGAGAAACUCACAGAAAGUAGUUCCGUUUGAACAUUUAGAAAUAUCUGCAAAUACUCCACAACCACACGUUGAAGUCACUGUUUCACUUUCUGAACUCAUUUUCCACAUCAUACACCUAUUUAACA